Molecule: messenger RNA, 831 nt
Organism: Serendipita indica DSM 11827
Lineage: Eukaryota; Fungi; Basidiomycota; Agaricomycetes; Sebacinales; Serendipitaceae
Source: the annotation of a GenBank genome assembly
AUGAGCUCUGGUCAACAAAAUUCAAACUCAAGGACAAUUCUAGAAUCACACAUUGCAAAUACAACCUGCUCUUGUGGUCAGCCCAUAGUCCAACGCAUCUCGCACACAAAAGAAAAUCCAGAUCGGCCAUUUUAUACCUGCGCGACUGGUGGCUGCAAUUUCUGGACCUGGGCGGAUCAGUUUCGACUCUCUGCACCAGGAUUCAAGGCUGCUGAAGAUUCAUUCUCGUCCCCCAAAAAAGAAAUGUCCUCAACCACGAAGCGAAAGCGUACCUCUUCACCCCAGAUACCAGGAACGGCGCUCCUAGCAUCUACUUCGAAUAAACGUCGGGACUAUUGGUCGACAAAGGCCGAACCCGACGAACCUGAUCAGGAUCCCGAUUCCGGAGAAGAGAAGAUGGACGCGUCUCCCGUAAAGAGUGUUCACUUUCCUCCAGUCAAACGCCAAGCACCAGGCCAAUAUAACUUGAUGGGCGCAAAUAAUGAGCACCCUGAGCCUUACUCGACGAUCAAGAACGACCCAGAUAAUCCGUUUUUGGUUGACUCCACUCCAGGGCGAGCUAAUGCAAGGCUGGACAGCGUACACCGAACACCUGGAGGAUCUAUCAUUGAGAGGUCCAAAGUGGGCGAAAUAUUCGAUGAAAUGCUCGAAGUACAAAUCAGACUCAAAGGAGCCAUCGAAACGGCAGAAAGAAAAGCUUUUGCAGAUAAGCGUGCGCUAAGUUACAAAAUCGAAACCAUCAGAAAACUCGAAGCAGAAGUCCAAGACUUGCGGAAGCAGAAUGAGGCACUCAAGAGGGAGAAUGAUGAACUCCGACAACGCUGCUUUUGA